UCGGUACCAGGAAGGCACCGACCCCAACCUAACCUUCGACUUCACCUUCAACGAUGAGCCGAAGGACGUCCCGAGCCGGUGUCGAUGGACGACGCCUACAACCCUAGCAACCACAUGUCCCACCAAGGCAUGACGAAUCCCGAGGUGUCCAAAGUAACGGACAACCUUUACUUCCAGGUCAAGUUCACUUGCACAAAGGGAAUAAUGUUCAAUGUUCCCAUCGACAAUGCGUCCAACGAGCUGAGCGACACGGAGCUUGAAUACAUGAAGGUUCUCAGGAUGCUGGCUGAGCCCGCAUCCAAGACGAUCACCCUUCGUCUUCUACUCACUAAGAAGCAGAGUGAGUGUCUUGAGAACAAUGAGACGUUGGACGGCCGGGAGUUUCUUAAAGAUGUCAUGAACAUGCCCGCGCGUCCCCGUCUUCCCUACGCUCAACAUCUGCGCAUGAAGGGGACUGUCUAUGCGCAGGCCAACAACAUGAAGAAGCUGUCCGCCAGGCUCAAGCACGGCUCUCCUCACAUGCCGAUCCCUGGUCAUCCCGAAUUUAUCGAUCCAGUGGAAGCGGAGGUCAAACUGGCCUUCGACGUCGAGAAGCAAGUCUGAUUUUUGUCCUUUCGCGCUCGCACAAACUGACAUUCUUGAUAGGAGUAUCGGGAGCAGCUUGCACUUUUCAAGCAGUUCGAGAAGAACCA
This is a messenger RNA of Aplosporella prunicola CBS 121167, 692 nucleotides long. RefSeq lists its product as uncharacterized. Bases 85 to 603 code for a protein of 172 amino acids. Lineage: Eukaryota; Fungi; Ascomycota; Dothideomycetes; Botryosphaeriales; Aplosporellaceae. The record is from RefSeq and is a predicted model, not a curated record. The transcript has a single exon.